AUGUCCGGGCUCCUCGGGGAAGCUUUCACCCCUUGCCCAUCGAGGUCGAGAUCUUCGUGUGGUGGCAGUGAGACAUUUGACAGUUUCAUGGACCGUGACUUGGCCUUCGAAGCUACAGCACAGCUCGAAUAUACCACCGAAAUUAGAGCACCAAUCUUGACCGGGCCUCGUCCUCGACGGGCCCAUCGUACCGGCCCGACUUUCCAAAUACAUGACGAUGUGAUGAAUAGGCCAGCCGGCCCAGCAGAGAAACGCAGAAGACCGAAUACUUUGGCAAAGUCGACCUCGGGACGCAAGCCGUCGUUGCUUGCUCAGCCCGCCCAACGUUUUCGCCCGAAGGUCAACUUCGCUCCGAGUCCGCCCUCCCGUCCAAAUAAGAAAGAGAUCGAAGCUCAACCUAAGACGCAACAGUAUGAAACAGAGACCAACCAUGAGGCCGUCGCUCACCCCAACGAUAUCCAUCAUACCGACAACAAACAUCACCCUGACCACAAAGAUGCAUUGAAAAGGGACGUACGACGAAAUACUGUGUACAUCCCCCCGGAUGACACUACUGUGGCUAGCGUUUUCAUGGGACUAUUCAGUCCGCUUAAAAAGCAGCAGACCACAACGCUAUCCAAGAUGACGGAAGACACCCAGAUCAACACGCUAGAGGCCCAGAUCGCAAAGCGCCAAGCUCGAAAAUCAAUGGUGACUUCUGCACGUAGAGCUCCUCUACAACCGAGCGCGAAGAUUGCACAGGAAGCUGUCAUACGAGUCGAUAUUGCUGGCAAGAAUGGUGGAAAGGAAAACAUUCCACCUGGUGCACUUGCUGAAAUUGAGAAAAAGCACACUCUCCAAUCGCCUUCUUCGCUAAAACCCAAGCGGGCUAGCAUUGUCUCUACCUCGAAGUCCACUCGACAUAAUAUCGACCAGCGAGCAAGAACUGCCAAAGCUAUCCAGCCUUCUACAAAAGUACCGAAGCAAAAUGCACCACCCCACGGCGUUCUUGGGGAGAGGCAGACCAAUACACUGAUAUCCCGGCCACCCUCUGCUCGAGAGAAACAUAGCCUUACUAGGUCGAAGGAAACAAUGAAGAGCCCACUGGCUCUUAAUGUCCACGCCUCUACCACCUCGAACCGAGUCGAUCACUCCAAAUCACUCCGAUCUUCUCGAAUGGGAAAUAUUUCCUCCAAGCUCAAGAACCUCAACCACGAGUAUCCAAUGUUGGUCGAGAACACCGCGAAGCCUGCUCUGUACGAGGACAAUUGGCUUCAUCACCAGGAGACUGUGAUCACGCAACUUGUCAACUCCUUGCUAGAAUGUACUAAUGGUGAUUCAGCUCCGUGCGGACCAAAUACCCUUCGACUGGAGAUGCUUGAGAUCUACCAUACCGAAUUUUUCGCCCAGCUUCACAAGCGGCUCCAGGCAUCAUUGUCGUGUGGACAUUUAAGCAUUCCGAAGGAGCUUGUCACCCGAUACGGUCGACUUAAACAGGAUGUCGGUCUUCGUCGAAAGUUCCUCGACAUAUGGGCCCAAUCAUACGACCUUCGCGCUUUAGUGGCUGCUGCGGAGACAGUUGUCGGUCGAAAAAUUUCCAAUAAUCCUACAUUUCUUGAACGUGACCUCGAUGGGUCCGAUGAAAACGCUUUAAAGGGUCGCAAAGUCAUUAUUCGCAAAUUGGAAGGGUUUCUUGAUUCGUUUCUACUUCACAAUGAUGACAUGGACCACAUGGUGUCUGACUCUAGGGAUAUCCCAAUGGAGACUCAGGCGAGAGCUUAUCGGCGAACCGUGCUUCGCAGCAUCAUCCUUGUCGUCAUUCUAGACCACGCAAAACAGAGUCGUGGUACAAGUCUUCCUCGGCGGCUGUUUGUACAGAAUUCUCCUUUCAAAUCUUCUGUUGAGGUGCUCCAGGCCCUAGCCCGUGUGUUACUACCUUCUUGUGGCGAUAUGUCCAAGCCUUUGGGUCAUCUUGGCUGUCACUUGACAUACAAGCAACAUAACUUGCAAGAGUACAACUAUCAGAUCAACAAUAUUGCUGUGGAUCUCAGGGAUGGCAUUCGGUUGACACGAAUUGUUGAAGUACUUUUCUUCACUUCGGAACAUGUAAGAACUGAUGUUGAGGACCAAACCGAGGUCACGCUGCACACAGGAGAAGCUUUGUCACUACUUGGCGAUGAGGCUGACUUGCCCCUGUCGAAGCAUCUCAAAUACCCGUGCGCCAGCAAAGCCGCAAAGAUUUACAAUGUGCAGAUGGCACUUUCUGCUUUGAGCUCUAUCGAAGGUUCUGACUCAUUUUUGGACGACAUUCGGGCUGAAGAUAUCGUGGAUGGUUAUCGAGAGAAAACCAUCGCUCUUUUGUGGGCGCUUGUUAGCAAGUGGGGCUUGGCCGGCCUAGUCGACUGGGAAGAUGCCAGCAAGGAAAUUGCAAGACUCAAACGAAAAGCUGGUUCUCUAUUUGGAUACGAUAGAUGUCUCAACGAAAUUUGGUAUCUUGGCGACGAACUCGAUGGUGAUGAACAUGCUCGGAUGCUUCAACAGUGGGCCUCAAUUCUGGCUGCGUUGAAAGGGCUGUCCAUUACCAAUAUGACCACAGGUUUUUCCAACGGAAAGGUUUACGAAAGCAUCGUCGAUGAGUACGAGCCAUACAUUACUGGAAGUACCUGUCGCAGCACCAUGACUGCCACCCCGCGUUCUCUGUCAUUAGAGUCGCGUCUGAAACUGCUAGGCUGUAGCUCUCAAUUUGCACAACUUGUUUCUCCCAAGAGAUCCUCUUCCCAUAUUCUCGACCGUAACUUUACUCUUGGUGCACUUGCAUUUCUCUGUUCUCGAUUACUCUCCGCCUCAAAACAUUCACGGGCUGCCACCAUCCUACAACGCGCCUGGCGAGCUCACCUGGGCCGGCGAGAUACCCAGCGUCGCGCUAUAGCACAGGAUCUUGCUGCCCACUGCGCGGCCGUCGUUAAAUCGAAGAGUGAGAUUAUCUGGGCAACGGAGGUUAUCACUCGUUGGUGGCGAGGCGUCAAGGCUCGUCAACAACGCAAAAAUACUACAGGUCAUCAACGACAACGCAAACUUGUUUCUCUGAGUUGUAAAACAGCUAAACGCCGCCUCUGA
Messenger RNA from Penicillium waksmanii, 3096 nucleotides. It is a transcript of the gene sha1, whose product is annotated as putative calmodulin-binding protein Sha1. The coding region runs from base 1 to 3096 and encodes 1031 amino acids. Gene Ontology annotation, biological process: spindle organization; mitotic cell cycle; establishment of meiotic spindle localization. Gene Ontology annotation, cellular component: spindle pole. The record is from RefSeq and is a predicted model, not a curated record. NCBI's taxonomy places the organism in Eukaryota, Fungi, Ascomycota, Eurotiomycetes, Eurotiales, Aspergillaceae. The transcript is spliced from 2 exons. Gene Ontology annotation, molecular function: protein binding.